Molecule: messenger RNA, 1031 nt
Organism: Umbelopsis ramanniana AG
Lineage: Eukaryota; Fungi; Mucoromycota; Umbelopsidomycetes; Umbelopsidales; Umbelopsidaceae
Exons: 5
Coding region: 109-957 (282 amino acids)
Source: RefSeq, a predicted model, not a curated record
UCUUCAGUUCAAGUGUUUCCUCAUUCCACAAGAGAACAUUACACAGCUUAUAGCUAGUCGAUCGAUAGCAAGGAUCGCCUUUGCUUUGUGUGAUCGUAACUCCCAAGAAUGACAACUCAGUACAAGACACUCAGCCUUCCAGUGUCUUCUACUUAUUACAACGGCCGCUUGGAUUAUGGCCAUCAGGAUCUGGAGUCAGAUCAGCUUAGACGCUUCUUCUCGGGAGAAGAUGAAAAUAUUUUUGGUAUCGCCAUUGUGCGAUUACCUGUUUCCAGACAAAUGGUGUACUACCGAACCGUCUGCCUUAUUACCGCACUUCAGUGUUUCCUCAUAGCAGCUGCCACAACCGCCGCUUUAUAUGUUGGAGAUGCCUUUGAUUGGAUACAAAAGAGUAAAUGGGUUUGGUGGAUGCCACUGGUACCCCUUGCUUUGAUAACAAUCUUCACAGGAUGGCAGCUAUGGUUAAACUAUCGACGGUUGUCAACACGAUUCCGUACAUGGACAUUGGUGUUCUUUUCGCUACUAUUUACUGUAAUUGUUUCUGCACUAUUAUCCAAAUUUUAUUAUGAUAUUGGGUAUUUAUCCAAUUUACUUACUGUGACCGGCCUACUUGGCGGAGCCUUAUAUACCUUACAAAGCAAGUGGUUGUUUAGUGGAGUCGCUCCCAUAGUUUGCAUUUACGCGACCAUCUUCUUCGCAGCUCCCUUGUUCGUCACCUUGUUUUCAUUGAACUCAACAUCGGAGAUUCUUAUUCCAAUGUUCAUCUCUAGUGUGAUAUGCACAUAUGUCGUCCUCGAGAUGUAUUACAUGCGACAAGAAAUGACUGAAGAAGACUGCAUUUUGACCAAUAUUAGCUUUUACAUUGAUUUUGCAUACCCCAUGCGCUGCUUACACCAUGUUUGCGAGCUUACUGAAGGCGUAAAUAUUGCUGGCGGCUUUGUAGACGACGAUAUAUAAAUUACUCUAUAUUAUCUUUUAUACCACAAAACAAAUUAAAAUUGUUCAAACCCUGCCAUCCCAUCGUCUGAACA